Daldinia caldariorum is the source of this 1367-nucleotide messenger RNA. RefSeq names its product eukaryotic translation initiation factor 3 subunit-like protein. The record is from RefSeq and is a predicted model, not a curated record. Lineage: Eukaryota; Fungi; Ascomycota; Sordariomycetes; Xylariales; Hypoxylaceae. Gene Ontology annotation, cellular component: eukaryotic translation initiation factor 3 complex; cytoplasm. Bases 133 to 1023 code for a protein of 296 amino acids. The transcript has 3 exons. Gene Ontology annotation, molecular function: translation initiation factor activity; RNA binding.
GAAAUUGAAAUUCCACAACAAAAAACGCCAUCAGCAGCCCAGCAGCCCAUAGGAAGAUCCCAUUUACCAAGACAAACAAAUUUCAAGGAAUAUUAAUAUUCAGGGAAGAAAGAAAAAUAACACAUCACGAAAAUGGCUUCUAAGAACAGGGAUUGGGCCGACGACGAUGAGAUCGACGACGUCGCAGCAGAACUCCCCCCUCCCCAAACCAUCCAGAACAAAGACGGUACCAAAACCACCAUCACCUACCGAUACAACGAGAACGGCCAGAAGGUGAAGACGACCCGGCGGAUCCGCCUGGUGACGCACCGCGAGGUGGUGAACCCGCGGGUGGCGGAGCGCAAGACGUGGAAGAAGUUCGGCUUGUCGGAGAAGGACGGGGCGGGCCCGCAGAUGGACACGACGUCAGUGGGCGAGAACAUCAUCUUCCGGCUCAGCACGAACUGGCGCAAGGACACCAAGGAGGAGGCCAAGGACCCCAACGCCAACGCCAUGAAGGAGAAGCUCAAGGACAAGACCGUCAAGUGCCGUAUCUGCAACGGCGAGCAUUUCACCGCCCGCUGCCCUUACAAGGACACCAUGGCCCCCGUUGGCGCCGAGGGCAGCGCUGCCGACGUCGCCGCCGGUAUGGCUGACGAGGCCGCCGCCGCCGCUGUGGGUGCUGCUGGCGCCGGCAAGAAGGGCAGUUAUGUCCCCCCUGCGCUGCGGGGAGACCGAGGCGCGGCUGGUGGCGAGAGGAUGGGCGGCGGAAAGUACGGCAGCGAGCGGGAUGAUCUUGCUACGCUGCGUGUGACAAACGUCUCGGAAAUGGCGGAAGAACAAGAGCUCCGCGACAUGUUCGAGCGGUUCGGCCGCGUGACGCGCGUGUUCUUGGCCAAGGACCGCGAGACGGGUCUCGCCAAGGGCUUCGCGUUCAUCAGCUUCGCGGACCGCAGCGACGCCGUCAAGGCGUGCGCCAAGAUGGACGGUUACGGUUUCAAGCAUCUCAUCUUGCGCGUCGAGUUCGCCAAGAAGGCUGCUUAAACCCAGUCAUAUUUUUUUCAGUCAGACGGGUUUUCUUAAAAAAGCAUUCUUGGGAAUUUAUUUCCCUCUAGUUAAGCAUGGUCUGUGAUUAUGAGGAGGGGAAGAAGAAGAAGGAGGAAAGCACAGGGUGUGAUAUGGUAUGGCAUGGAACGAAGGACAUGGUACUAUAGAGCUUGGUUCUACCAUGCUGGGUGUGAUUGUGAAUAGAAUGAUGACUUUGAGGUACAAUAGGACACCGGUAUCUUAACGUAUCUAAAUCUAUUCGGCUACUAAUAGGUAUCUGUCUUCGUUUAGAUACAUGUUUCUGCUGCUUUGCUGGUUUGUGACGAUUUGAUUACCUACCU